Molecule: messenger RNA, 5265 nt
Organism: Brachypodium distachyon (stiff brome)
Lineage: Eukaryota; Viridiplantae; Streptophyta; Magnoliopsida; Poales; Poaceae
Product: disease resistance protein RPP13
Exons: 6
Coding region: 140-3373 (1077 amino acids)
Biological process (GO): defense response to other organism
Molecular function (GO): ADP binding
Source: RefSeq, a predicted model, not a curated record
AAUCCCCGAGCCGCCGCCACUCCCAUCGCGCCCGCCCCCGCCUCCCGUCUCCUCCGCCGUCGCACGCCCCCGACCCCGCCCCCCCUCUCCUCCGCCGUCGCGCGCCCCCGCCCCCGCCUCGGAGGGAGUUGGAGACACCAUGGGGAUGGGGGGCGAACCCAGGGUUUGCUAUCUGACAGGGUCGAUGGAAGCCCUCAUCGACAAGCUCACCGGGCUGGAGGAUCGUCCCGCCCUAGUCGAGGAGCUGCUGCGAGAGCUGGUGCUUCUCAAGGAGGGUUUCUGCGACAAGCUUGCCUUGAACGGCCGCUGGGAGACGGUUGCGCAAGCCAGGGUGUGGAUGAAGCACGUCAGGGAGCUGGUCUUCGAUAUCCAAGACUGGGUCGAUGAGAAGCCGGAGAUCACAGUGGCCGAUCCGUCGCGGAGAGAAGAAGUCGCUUCCUUCAAGACCCGGAUUCAGGAAGCGCGCGAGCGCUGCACAAGGUACCGUCUUCUCAGGGAAGGCCUAGAUCAUUCAGAUGCUUCGACUGAAGACCACUUGUCCAAGCUGAUCCAAGAUCUGGACAGCCUUAAAAAGGAUAUCCUAGAGUUGGAGGAAGAACAGCAGGGACAUUCGCAGGUUGGAGCGUGGCACCUCCAAGCCCGGGAGCUGGUGCACACCGUAACAGAGUGGAUCGAUGACAACCCAGCAAACGACGACAUGGGGAGAAUAGUAACCCGGCAUUUCAAGACCCAGAUCCAAAGAGAGCGUGCGCUCCGCUGCGCAAGCUGCAGGCUUCCUGCCAUGCUAGUCGAACCGCAAGGCCACCUUGAUCGUUCGCAUCAUUUGGUGGAUGGAGACGCGAUAGGCAAGUUUGUUGAGCAUCUGGCGAACGAGCGGGACAGGUUUCGCAAGGUGGUUUCCAUCGUUGGAAAGGAAGGUAUCGGUAAGACCACUCUUGCCAAGGAGGCAUAUGCAAAGCUUGGAGGCAAGUUUCAGUGCCGAGCUUUCGUCACUGCUGGCCAGAGUCGAUCUAUCAAGGCCAUCCUGUUGGAUAUAUUUCGUCAAGUAAAGCCUCAGGCCACUAUCUCUGAUGAUUGGACAGGACCUCCGGAUGCACGACAAGUCAUCACCAAGCUCAGGAAUCACCUUGGCAUGAUGAGGUAUUUCAUCUUGAUUGAUGACAUCCGGAGCACCUAUGCUUGGAAGGUUAUUAGUUCUGCCUUGCCUGAUAAGAAUCAUGGAAGUAGGGUAUUGACAACCACUUGCAGUGUCGAAGUAGCCAAUACUUGUUCUUUGUGCCCUACUGACGUCGUCCAGGAGAUGCUUGGUCUUCGAUUGGGAGCUUCCGUGAGUUUAUUUGAUAGAGAGGCACAAAGAGCUUCCAGGAGUUUAUUUGAUACAGAGGAAGAAAUGACGGUUAACAAUGAGAUAUUGAGAAUUUGUAGCGGCAUGCCUUUGGCCAUAACUGUUGCAGCCGGCUUAUUAUCCAGAUUUCCAGUAUUGGAAGAGCCAGAGAUUCUGCAGAAGUAUAUUCUUUCAGCAUUGGAACAAUUUUCCACGUCAGAAGAGAUGAAAAUUGUAUUGCAUAUCAGUUGUGCUGCUCUACCUGCUCCGGUAAAGUCUUGCUUUCUGUACCUCAGUAUUUUUCCAGAACAUUAUACCAUCAAGAAGGAUCAUCUGAUACGGCUAUGGAUAGCCGAAGGAUUUAUCUCAAGGAGGUAUAAAGAAAGAAGAGAUGGGGAAAUAGUAGAUGAAGCAGGAAUAUGGGAAGAAAGCAUGUGGGGGAGAGGGAAGAGGUACUUCAACGAGCUUAUUAGUAGAGGACUGAUUCAGCCGGUGUUUGGCUUUGAAGAUGACCAAGCAGUUGGGUGCACUGUUCAUGGUGUGAUUCUUGAUUUCAUCCGAUCUAUGUCAAGCAAAGAGAACUUUGUUACGGUGGGUGCAGAUUUGGGUUCUGGGCCAUUACCUCGUAUCAUAGAUGCAAUUCGGCGAUUCUCGCUUGACUGUCGUGACAAUGGAGACAAUGCUGACACCUUGGCCUCAAGAACCCCGUGCCUCUCUAGCAUGCGAUCCCUUGCAGUUUUCGGGGAUACUGAAUGGACACCCGUCCCCACUGAUUUUGAGGAUUCUGAAGUGAAGCCUGACCUGGGGAAUACAGAAGUGGUCUCUGUACUUAACUCCUUCACAUUUUUACGUGUACUUGAUCUGGAAGAUACUGGUAAUUGCAGGAGCCACCAUCUGAAAGGCAUAGGAGGAUUGAUUCUAUUGAGAUAUAUGCGACUUGGAGGGGCUGGCAUCCAUGAGCUACCAGAAGAAAUAGGAAAACUGGAGCACUUGGAGACGCUAGAUGUGAGGCGGACCAACCUGAAAACUCUACCCGCAUCUAUAGUUGGAUUAAAAAUGUUGGUGAAUCUACUCAUUGACAGUGCUGUGGAGUUGUCGAGCAAUAUCCUUGAAAUGCAAGGACUGGAAGAAGUAUCAGUCAUUGGUGUCAGUAGCAGCAAGUCACUCUAUGAGGUGAUAGGUCUAUUGCGUGGAUCGCAGAGGCUGAGGGUCCUCGGUCUGAGCUUGGAUCGAUUAGGCCAAUCUGGUGACAGUAAAAGAGCCAUCUUUUCUUUUUUCAUGGAAGUUGCAAACUCCACUCUUGAGUCUCUAUCUCUUCAUUGUAUUCAUGGUGGCUUGCAUGGACAGUUGCCUGUAUCAUAUAAAAAUCAGAUGCGAAGAUUUGAGAUGGUAUUUACUGGUCCAAGAAGAGAUGUACCAUGGAUGGCAUCUCAUGCCACCCAUUUGGAAAUUGAACUCUGUGAUUUAAAAGAAGAAGCUAUACGUCUCCUGGGGAUGGCAUCUCAUCUACGCUUUCUCAAGUUAGUAUCUUCAGGAAAUGGAGGAAGAAGAAAACCAAGGACAAUACGCUGCUUGUCAGAGGAAGCCUUUCCGUGUCUUCAGGUGUUAUGGUUCGCCUGCAAAGAUGGCGGGACACAGCUGGUAUUCGAACCAUUAGUCAUGAGGCAGCUCCAGAGGCUUCGACUUGACUUCAUGGCGAGGGAGAUGAUAACUAUGUGUAGAAGCGAUGGUUUUGGCAUAAAAAACCUCAGAGGAUUGGUGCAAGUACAUGUUACCAUUGAUUGCGAAGGUGCUACUGUUUCAGAAGUGGAAGACGUGGAGUCGACCAUCAGAUCAGAGGUGGACUAUGCCAGGAAAGCACAGAUGUUCACAAAAACCAAGGGAGAGGGAAAUUUUCUCCUCCAUUAUCAGGUACCGACACUAGAAAUCAGCAGAGAGCAUGAGCACAAGAUGGUCGAGUCCGAGGGUAGCAAAAAGAGGAUAGGCCCACUCAAGAAAAUGAAGAACUUGUUCACCUCCUCGGUACCCAGAAUAAAAACAGCUAGCUAGCCCAAAAUGAUGAUCCUGAAGCGUUUGUAGCCUAACAAGUGGUUCAUCUUCUGCUGGAUUGUGCAAAUCGAUGGACAUGAGGUAGAUGAAGUGGUCGCUACCUUAACGGAGCAAGUAUUGCAGAAAGGUUUUAGAGUUGUCAUUGGCACACUGGAUAAGGAUUUCAUGCAACUGAUAUCUGAAGUCAUUCAGUUAGUCAUGCCGAUUCCUGGGGUUGGUCGGUUGUCAUUUUAUCCACUGAGUGAUUAGCCCACAACAAAUUUAAGACAUAUAUGUCUUGUUUAUUAAUAUGUAAUUCUUCAGUUCUUUUGCAUUUAAGGUCUAAUGUAUCUUUUUGACUAAUGAGUUACGAGUUAUGGUGCGCAUGAUCUGGUUCCUGGUUUUAAUCGCAAAACAGCUCUGAAACUACUGAAACAAAAUAUAGGACUUUGGAGAACUUAAUUAAUACAGCUGCAAUUGAAACUGUUGGCAAGGACUAUGCCCAGGACGCACUUGUGAAGCAUGCGGAUUACUUGCGAAAAAUUAUGAAGUCGUCAGUCUGAAGAGGUGAAUUUCAAAAUAUUGCUCCAGAUUCUUUCCUCACAAGAUACGGAGAGACCUGAUAAAUGAUAGUGAUAUUCAACUGAAGAAAAGAUCUUUAUCCGAGGGUGGAGGUGGUAUUGCUGUAUUAGAAUUCAGGUUACUGCCUUUUUUUCAUCUUAAUGAUUUGUAGUUGAUUUAAACUACACCUUUUCAGUGUGUUUUUAAUGUUGUGGCCUAAACAAUAGAAACAUAGGUUGUGUUUCAUUUGCGUAUUUCUUUGGUAACUAUACAUGAUUCAUGAGAGUUUAAAGAGGAUUUCAGGGUUUAUUUGUGUUUACUAACCUUGUUGAGCAGGAUGGUAAGUUGAAAUGCUCUAGAGGCUGUUAUCAGGCAAAAACAGGCAACAGGUCACCAGGCCAGGUCACUCUGGAAUAGAUUAAAGAAAUCAUCAUAUAUUGAAUUUACAUAACCCUGUAGAGUUUAUUGGAGGAGUCAUGCACUUUAUUGGUUCCUUUUUGUUGGUAGCGUGUUUGUUCAAAUGCUGAGGCACGGAAAGUUUGCAACUGGAUCUCUGUUAUAGAAUUGUGUUAUGUGAAUGGCGCACCAACAACUCGACAAUUCAAUGUCGGUGCUCGUUAUUACUUCCUGUAAAAGGAAUGACAGCAUGUACAACUUGCUGCCUAUAGGCCGAUAUAUACAUGAAAGAGAGUGUGACAGAGAAAGAUGCACUCAUUUUUGCAUUGCAUUGCUUUGUAUUUUACAGAAAACGUGAGAUCUCAUACAAAGUUGUUCUUAUAGGCCUUAUUCGUUUAAUACGACGGUGUUUAAUGCAACAAUUGUCAGUCAGUUUUUGUUACCACCAACAACUGCCAAUCACAUCUUGUGGAGAUUGCAUAUAUGGUUAUGUUCCACUGGCAUCCUUCAGAGUUUCAUAUGCUACUUAGUAGGUUCAAGUUCUGUAGGAAAAUUACUGUGUUCCAUUCAGAACUUCGUGUUUCCAUCCAAAGAGAAUGUUUAAAAGGAGCUGUGAAGUUGUGCAUUGACGACCAUCUCAAAGGUGUCCCUCCUCCCUGUUGAUGAAACUAAACCUAGCUAAACUCUGAGGAGCAACUUAUGGCGCCCCGAGAUUCUCUCGGAUUCAGUUUUCAGGAGGUCGAUCAGAGCUUGACGCACGAAAGCUGAUGAUGGUAGCUUUGGGAAAAUUGUGCUUCUCGUGUGCUGAUAAGUAGAACUCUUCUUAUUGUAGACUAUUAAAGCGCUCAAGUUUGAUUUGUUUGCGAUUCGGUUUUUCAGCAAGAAAUUUAGUAGAAUUUGGGGCUACUUCAGGCAGGCAGUCCCAGCCCAAUUAACAACAUUGUUGCUGUUAUCCU